Salvelinus fontinalis (brook trout) is the source of this 2072-nucleotide messenger RNA. Its product is annotated as sodium-dependent lysophosphatidylcholine symporter 1-A-like. Bases 1276 to 1746 code for a protein of 156 amino acids. NCBI's taxonomy places the organism in Eukaryota, Metazoa, Chordata, Actinopteri, Salmoniformes, Salmonidae. The transcript has 7 exons. The record is from RefSeq and is a predicted model, not a curated record.
UCACGAGGUCAUGGGAGUCCAAUUCAAUAUGAAGUUUCUGUUGAACAUUUGGCUUAGUGUGUUUUUACUCCAUUUGAACUUGAGCAACUCAUGAUUAAUGACGAUGUGAAACAAUGAUUUGAUUUAUCAGAAGCAUUUAUUUGGUUCUCCAUCCUCUUGCAAUGGACUACCAUUUCCCCUAACACCUUUUUGUGUUAUAACACUUUAGUGCUUCAUGGGUGGGUUCACUGGGUUGAUGUACUUUGGCAGGAGUUUCUCACUUUCAAACGGCCAGGGUUGUUCUGUGGGAUUGUCAACGAUUAAGACGUGUGCAUGUGUCCAUGGUUACCAGAUACUAGUAGUACUUAGCUUGUUCUCAUGUCAGAAGCAGAGAAUCAUAAUGAAGUUGUAGGACAGAGAUAUUACAGAGGAGGCAAAGGUGACCUGGAGUGGUCUGUAACCAACGGGGAAGCCUAGUUCCAAAGGAUGAGCUGCUUCAAGACUUUUACAGAUCUUGAGGAGUCAUUUACUCGCCCAAACCAUUGAUGGAAACACAUGCAAGGACAGUCAUCAAUGCAAGACUAUUGUAAGCUUUAAUUUAAAGUUUGAAUUUCUUAAAUAUAAAACUGUUAAUUACCUUUUAUUGUGCUUAGUAAACCAAAAAUGGGUAUAAAAUGUUGAUUUUCUCUUUAAAGAAGACUUCACUUCAUGUUUUCAACUUGUUACUGAGACAGGUAGCUGGGCUGUGAAAUAGGACAGGAAAAACACAAGAUCCUAUUCACACCCUUUAUUUUACUCUCUCUCACUCUCUGUUUUUCUAUCCCACAAGCAUGUAUGUCCAGUGUGUGUGUGUGUGUGUCUCUGUAAUAUAUCCGGUCACUGUAGAGGCCAGGGGGCUUCUUCUGUCCAGGAAGCUAUGUGCUAUUUUAUUGUGCUAUGCCAUGGGAGGCGUGCCAUAUCAGAUUACUACUGUUGACAUGGGCUUGGCUUUACAGAUGUUCCUACUGGAUGUUCUACAGGUCAGUAAUGUUACUCAUUGCUUGCAUGCCAGUCAGUCCGUCAACUCCACUGUCUCAUGUCUGUCUGUCUGUAAUCUCUCUGGCCUGGAGUCCUUUCUGUCCCUGGCUCUUUUGCAGAUUGAGGCCUUCUAUGUUUCUCUGAUCCUUCAAGAGGAACUGACCCAUCCCUACCUUCAGGCUAGUGAGCCUCAGCGGUUUGGCACCCAUUGGCAAACUCAUGCCAUGGGUGGUUGUCUCCAUGCCUUUUGGGGUCUUCUCCUAUGUCCUGCUGUAGUUCAUGUCUCAAGCCUACAGUGUUCCCUGGUACCUCACAGCAAACUGCCUGUUUGAGACCCUCAUGACAUCCAGCCUGUUAUCUACUCUUCCUUCACAUAUAUGUAUUAAUGUGCCUUCCCUUUCGCUGAACAUGAGACAGAGACUCUGCACAGCCUACAGGAUGAGUGUGGAGAAGCUGGCAAUGCUGGUGGCCUCUGUGAUUCAGGGUCAGGUUGAGGCUGUAUUCUACACAGAGAAGGCUGGGGCAUGUCAGCAGUUGGACCAGAGCCAGGAGCUGCCUCACAACACCCCUUCACCACAAACCGAUGUCUUUGGGGAACUUUGCACUGUUCUGUACCCAUGCAGCUGGGCUUGGGUCCCAGUUCCAGCCCCUUCCGUCUCUGCUGGUAGGGCUGGUCUUCUUCCACCUGUACCCCAUCAACAAGGAACAACGCCUCCAGCUCCAGAGAGAGCAAGGCAUAGAAGGAGAUAGGCUGAACACGCAGUCAUCAGUCAAGACGCCAACCACCUUUUUAUUUAAUUUAGCCUUUACUUAUCUAGGCAAGUCAGUUAAGAACAAAUUCUUAUUUACAAUGCCGGCCAAACCCGGAUGGGCCAAUUGUGUGCCACCCUAUGGGACGCCCAAUCACGGACCGAUGUGAUACAGACUGGAUUCGAACCAGGGACUGUAGGGACUGUAAAAUAUAUUUUGAUUUUGGUUACUACAUGAUUCCAUAUGUGUUAUUUCAUAGUUUUGAUGUCUUCACUAUUAUUCUACAAUGUAGCAAAUAGUACAAAUAAAGAAAAACCCUUGAAUGA